This is a messenger RNA of Aspergillus calidoustus, 888 nucleotides long. The record is from the annotation of a GenBank genome assembly. Lineage: Eukaryota; Fungi; Ascomycota; Eurotiomycetes; Eurotiales; Aspergillaceae.
AUGGUAUCCGGCGUUGGUGCACGACAGCACUUGGAGGACCAUGGAAUCGAGGUGCUGGUUGACUCUCCAGGGGUCGGCCAGAAUAUGUGGGACCAUCCUUUUGUAGGGCCGGGCUAUCGCGGGAAUGUCGAAACAGUGACCAGGAUUGCAAACAGCCCGAUUUAUCUUGCUUCGCAGUACCUGCGGUGGGCGAAAAAGCAGCUGGGACCAUUGACGAAUCCGGUGUCAGAUCUUCUUGCGUGGGAGAAGAUCCUCUACGAGCUGCGCAGGCAAUUUUCGCCCGAGACGUUGCAGGCUCUGUCGCAAUUCCCAGGUGACUGGCCCGAAGUCGAUUACAUGUCAGCACCAGGAUUUCUCGGAAAUAUCUCGAAUCUGAAAGCAGAUCAGCCCGAUGAUGGAUACCAGUAUGCUUCAAUUAUCGGCGUCCUAAUUGCACCGACCUUGCGUGGCACCGUCACCCUACGAACCGCUGAUACGGCCGACCUUCCGCUUAUAAACAUGAAUUGGCUCGACACCAGAUCCGACCAGGAAGUAGUUAUGGCGAUGUUUAAGCGUAUGCGCGAGGUUUUCGCCAGUAAUGUGAUGGAUCCGGUGGUUAUCGGCGAGGAAUACUUUCCGGGAAACCAGGUCCAAACCGAUGAAGAGAUACUAGAGUACAUUCGGGAGAAUGUCAUGACAGUGUGGCAUCCGUCUUGCGCAUGCAGAAUGGGUACAUCCAAUGAUACACAGGCAGUGUCUGAUAGCCGGGCUCGAGUUUUUGGUGUGAAGCGGCUGCGAGUAGUCGACGCCAGCGCACGCAUUCCCGUUACUUUUACCGGGACAUCCCCAGUCGACAUGCUACAUGCUUGCAGAGAAGAUCGCCAACGACAUUAUUCGAAACGGCGCUGA